GUGAACACUGGAAAUUGAGGUGAUCACUUGUGAACUGCGUUAAACCACCGACAUGGCGCUGACUAAAUUAAUGAGUGCGAUCCUCACCAGAGCGCUGUUUAUUUUAGUUGCUGUCAUCGGAGUGUUGAGGGUGGCAUCGGUUAAGAAGGAUAACAAUUACUUGUUUCUGGCUUUUCUUUUGUUGCCGCUUGUUGUUGAAAUGAUAGUAACACUGAAGAUGCGAAAAGGACAGGAUUAUAAAUGGUUUUCCCCUCCUAUCUUUCUGUUCCUCAUUACUAUUAUUCCCUCGAUCUGGAGGUUGUCCACCGUCUGCGCAAAUGACUGGAUCCUGGCUCUUCACCAGAUCGUGCUCAUCCUCCUCAUUGUGGGGAAGUGGCUCCUGCCUUUGGGAGGCGGGGUCACAAAAGAUGAGUUGUCUCAGCUUCUUCUAACUUUUGUUGGCACUGCAGCGGACAUCCUGGAAUUUACUAGUGAGACGCUGUCAGAUGUAAAAGAAAAAAAUCCUGCCAUGGUUUAUGUCAUCUUAGCUGUAUGGACCUGGAGUAUGUUGCAGUUUCCACUACAUCUAGCAGUGGUGAACACCAAAUCUGAUGAAGAGAAUGGCGGAGAAGAUCAAGUUGUCCGGGAAAACUUCUUUAUUAAACACAGCACUGAUAUUUGGAGUAUAAUAGAGACCCUCUUUAUCCAGGAUGGGCCUUUUCUGUUGGUCAGGCUGACUGUCAUUAUUCACUUCAGAGUCCUCCACCAGAUGCUUGGUUUCUUUGCCAUCAAGAACGGCCUAGUGAUCACACUGAGCUUGUACAGGUUGGCCAUUAUAUUGCUCGACUACAGACAUCCCAUGGGCAACAAUGCAGAGACAGUGCCGAUGCAUGAGUCAGAUGACAGACGUUCCAGCCACAGCAGCACUGAGGCAAUAGCGAUCCAUGAGUUAGAUGAGCUAUGCGACAGACCCUCCAGCCACAACAGUGCAGAAGCAGUGUCGACCCAUGAGUUGGAUGACAGACGUUCCAGCCACAACAGUGAAGAGGCAGUGCUGACCGAUGAGUUAGCUCUGGUAGAUAAAGAGGAAUCUUAGAGUGAGAUGUAUUACGCUAAACAUUUAAAACCUUUUAAAGUCAAAUGGCAAAAACUAUCACUGAAGCAGGAAAAGAAGGAAACACUACACAAUGCUUUGACGCAGUUACAAAGUCAGAGUGACUAAAGUCAGACUGUCAGAUAAGAAGUUAGUCGACUUCUAACAGUGUGAUAACUGAUGUCUGGCUGACAGGAAUUGAGGGCAACAAACGAGGGUGAAAGCGAGAUGAUGAGAUAUUUUUGCAUGUUGAGUGAGAUCGAGAGGAAGAUAAUAACAGACAGAAAUUUUCCUGUUUUAACCCAAACAGGAAAUUGAAAGUCAUGCAAAAUCCCCUCUAGUGGUAGUCAGUAGGUGCUUUGUUCAUUUAAGAUGAUUUCUCUUUACAAAAUAAGGAAUAUGCUGUUUACAAAUCAAAAAGUUUUGUUACCUCAGUAGUUACAUUAAAUCAAUGUGAUAUCUGUGGCUAAAACAGGUGGAUCAUUGUCCACUUGUAAAUUUUUUAAAACUAAAGAUAAAAUUGCACUCAGGUGAU
Molecule: messenger RNA, 1607 nt
Organism: Neolamprologus brichardi
Lineage: Eukaryota; Metazoa; Chordata; Actinopteri; Cichliformes; Cichlidae
Source: RefSeq, a predicted model, not a curated record